Molecule: messenger RNA, 525 nt
Organism: Yarrowia lipolytica CLIB122
Lineage: Eukaryota; Fungi; Ascomycota; Dipodascomycetes; Dipodascales
Source: RefSeq, a predicted model, not a curated record
AUGCUCCAGAACUACGAUACAUUUACGAUCACAACAAGUGUCGUACUCGUACUCGUACUAUACUCAUACGAACGUCAUUGCUCUCGUUGUUACGUAUCACGAUCAUCUGCGCGUGAGCAGUCAGUUUCGAAAUGUGCGUCACUAUAUAAACGCGCGCGAAACGCCCACCCGGAACCUGCCAGAUACACACAAACAUCCACCAUGAAGCUCCGUCUGUUUGUUUCCGUUUCAACGAUGAUGCUGCUGGCGUCUGCCAAGGAGUUCUGGAUGGCUCUUCUAGACCCUCGGUACGCUCUGAAUGGUGGACUUCUUGAGACCGACCGAGAUGCAUUAGCCACGUCCAGAUGUCACGAUCGGCUCUACAUGGACGACUAUCGUGUUCCCACUGACACGGCUGAAGCUCCCGUCGAGCAAUUGGCCACUAAGAACCUCGUCACGCCCCAGCUGCGCAGAGUACGACCGGAGGGAGUUCCCGUUAUCACCAUCAUCCGCACCAUCAAGGAUCCCGUCGAGACUGAUUCCUAG